Rhinopithecus roxellana (golden snub-nosed monkey) is the source of this 318-nucleotide messenger RNA. It is a transcript of the gene PYDC1, whose product is annotated as pyrin domain containing 1. The record is from RefSeq and is a predicted model, not a curated record. The transcript is spliced from 3 exons. Lineage: Eukaryota; Metazoa; Chordata; Mammalia; Primates; Cercopithecidae.
AUGCCAGGCUACAAAGCCACUUCUUUGCUGGAAGGAAGGAAGCGCGAGGCCGUCCUGAAGGUGCUGGAGAACCUGACCCCGGAGGAGCUCAAGAAAAAAUAAAAGAAAGAAAAAUUCAAGAUGAAGCUGGGGACUGUGCCGCUGCGCGAGGGCUUUGAGCUUAUCCCGCGGGGCGCACUCGGGCAGCUAGAAAUCGUGGACCUCACCGACAAGCUGGUCGCCUCCUACUACGAGGACUACGCAGCCGAACUCGUCGUGACCGUGCUGCUCGACAUGAGCAUGCUGGAGGAGGCGGCACAGCUGCCGCGGGCCGCGUGA